AUAUAUAAACAUAUUGUACUUGCCAAAUGCCAACAAUUCUUACUUGGAUAUUUUUAGAUUCGUCGAAACCAAUUUUGUUCUAAGAGCAAAGAAAAAAAAAGUUUAAUUUAUUCACAUGGAGGGAAAUGACCCACCAACUGAUGUACCAUUAGUUACUUUUGACGAACCCAAUAACACUCAAACGACGUUCCUUACCGCAAAUAAUAAUAACAAUGGCGAGCAAAUACGCAUGCGUGGGCGUUCAAAUACAACUUCACAAAAUCCUGUAACAAUACUCGAUCCCGGAUUUCGUAGAAGGUCCAGAUCAAUAUCACCUUCACAUGAUUUUAAUAAUAAUAAUAGAGAAAUUAAUUUAUAUCGGAGCCGUACAUUAGGUCAUUCUUAUAAUUCACCUACAACAAGGCCUUCGAUGACAACUUCAAGGACAUUCAUAGAUUCGUCAGAUCAAGACGUUGAUUUACAUGCUCAUGAAUCUUCGAUAACCUUCCAACCAAUUCGAAUGCCAUCAUUUUUGAAUAUGAGAAGAAAUAACAUGUUACCCGAUGAUGAUAUUGUCGAGAUGUCAGAUGUACCAAGACGUGAAAGUUUUUCUAGCUCCUCUACAAAUUUACCAGUCUCAAAUGAAAGUCAAGAAUUCGCUCCUUCGAACGGAAAGAAUAAUAAAAAAAAUGUUCUAAGACAUACCAAAAGUCUCGGUAGAAUGAGUCAAAUGCUUGCAAGAGCUUCCACUCGUGUUGUAAAUAUGGCUAAUGCUUCACAAGAACAGCUUGAAAAAGAAGAGUUGGAUUCUAAUGUUCAUUCCAGAACUUCAAGUCAUAAAAGUUGGAAAAGUAAUCGUUUUUCUGAUAAAAAUAGCCCUACCCUCAAUAACAAUUUUAAUUCUUCACAACAUAAGUCAAAAAGGUUCCCAUCGGGUCAAUUUAACGAUAGGAGCCCUCAGACAAUUUAUAAUUUACAGUCACAGUCUCCUUUGGAAGGACGUUCGUUAUAUAUAUUCGGACCAACAAAUCCAAUUAGGCUCUUAUUAUAUGAAGUUAUAAAUCAUCCAUGGACAGAAUCAAUUAUCUUAGGUCUUAUAAUAACACAUAUUUUGUUAUUAAUUAUCGAUGCAUGGACUCCAGUUACGGAUAGCAAUCCACGUAGGACUAAAUGGGGAUCAUCAGGAAUUGAUUAUGCUUUAUUAGUAAUUUUUAUAAUAUACACUUUGGAAAUUAUUGCGCGUAUUAUAGUAUCAGGUUUAAUAAUAAGUCCAGUGCAAAAUGAAAUCAUGUCAAAACAUGAUGUUAGAGAAGCGUCAACGGAUUCACAAUAUUCGCAGAUGUCAAAUCAAUAUGUUUCAAGAGUUAUAGCACAUAAGUCAGCAAUGAAUACAGCGUUCCUUAGGCAUACUUUUAACAGAAUUGAUUUACUUGCAGUAGUAUCUUAUUGGAUUGAUUUGUUGAUUACUUUAGUAGGAGUGCAGCAUUUCUUCUUAUUUAAAGCAAUUUCAACUUUAAGAAGUUUGAGAUUAUUGGCUAUUACAAGUGGAUGUGCAACUAUCCUGCAAUCACUGAAAAAAAGUGCCCCGUUAUUGGUUAAUGUGACAUCUUUUAUUGGAUUUUUUUUUAUAUUGUUAAGUAUAAUUGGAGUACAGGCAUUCAAAGGAUCGUUUUCUAGAAGAUGUGUAUGGAAAGAUAUAAAUAAUCCAUCAAAUGUUUAUCUUCAUGAAGACCAAUAUUGUGGAGGAUGGAUGGAUAUAGAUGGAUCGAUAAAAUCAGUUGGGGUAUCAGGUUCUCUCGGCGGAAAAGGAUUUAUUUGUCCUAUUGGUCAAAUUUGCGAGGAAGUGGGAAAUCCUUCCGGUGGAUUGGCAUCUUUUGAUAAUGUGUUUUUUUCCAUGAUUUUAGUUUUUGUAAUUUCAACAAUUCAAAAUUGGACGGAACUUAUGUAUCGUGUGAUGGAUUCAGAUUUUGCUUUUGCAAGCAUAUUCUUUAUCUUAACUGUAGUUAUUUUAAAUUUUUGGUUAAUUAAUUUAUUCGUGGCUGUGAUUACAAAAAUGUUUGCAAAAAUUCGAGAAGAUACAUCACAUUCUGCCUUUACAUUAUCCAAAUCAACACCGAUUUUAUCUGACGAUACGGAAGGUUGGACACUACAAGAUGGAAAACAAAUGACUAAAACUAGUUGGUUUGCUCGUAGGAUGGAUGAGACAGUUUAUGUUUGGAUCGUUUUAAUAUUUGCUGAUUUAUUUAUAAUGGCAUUUCGAACUUCUAAUAUGUCAGCUGAAAAGAGUUUUAUUUUAGAUCGCGUAGAAUUAAUAUUUACAAUAGUAUUUGCAAUAGAAAUAAUAUUGAGAUUUUUUUCAUAUUUGCCAAAAUACCACUUAUUUUUCCAGUCCACAAAAAAUAUUGUUGAUUUUACAUUGGCUAUUGUAACAUGUAUUAUACAAUUACCUUUUAUUAAAGAAUCUGUAAUCUAUCCUUACUUAACUCUAUUUCAAAUUCUCAGAGUUUAUAGAGUUAUUGUUGCAAUUCCUAGAUUGAGAGAUUUAUUGGUUAGAGUUUUAGGAAGUGUGGCAGGUUUUGCAAAUUUAGUUUUAUUCAUUUUUAUUGUUAAUUUCAUUGCAGCUAUAAUCGGGGUACAAUUGUUGAGAGGAUCUAUUCCAGAUGGUAACACAAUGAGAUUUAGUGAUAUUUUUAACAGUUUCUUGGCCCUGUAUCAGUUGUUUUCGGGUGAAGAUUGGACAGUUGUAUUAUAUAAUACAAUGCAGUUUGAAUCUGAAAAAGGGAGUAAAGGUACAGCCAUUAUAUCAGUCAUAUUCUUAAUAAUAUAUGUCAGUCUAUCAAACUUUAUCCUGUUGACUAUGUUUAUUGCUGUUCUACAAGAGAAUUUUGAAAUUGCGGAAGAACAAAAACACAAAAUACAGCUACAAACAUUUAAACGUGAUGUUGAUCCAAAAGAAAAGAAAGAUGACGUUAUUUAUAGAUGGAAUUUUUAUAAAUACUUCCAAGCCAAACCAAAAGCUUUGGCUGUUGAAAAUAUUCCAUAUAAUUUGAUCUUGCAUACACAAAAAAGUCGAGUAAGAGAUUUUUUGACUGAUAACGAUAAUUCUACUGGAAAAAAGAAUAUCACUGGGAAUAAGAAGACUUCAACCAAUUUUGUGAUUCGUCUUAAACAAUAUUUUGGAUAUCAUGAUGAAAUAGAUAAAGUGCCUUUGCUUGAGAGAACAACUGACUUUGGCGAACCAAUUACUGAUAGAUCUACAGAAGCAUUUAUGGAUGAUUUUCAAGAACAUCAAGCCAUUAAAGCUGAUUUCUUGGCAGCACACCCAAAUUACGAUGCAUCACUUUGGUUUUUAUCUCCUCGUAAUCGAUUUCGAAGAUUUUGCCAACUUCUUGUUGAACCUAGUCAUGGCGACCGUGUAUAUGGCACAUCACCUUCACCAACAUGGAAUUUUGUAUUUAAUGCAUUCAUCUAUUUAUGCAUUAUUGCAAGUGUUGCUUUCGCUGCAUUUGCAAAUAUGUCAUAUCAAAAAGAGUAUUUUGAAAAAAAUGGUGAUGUAAAAUACCCAUGGUUUUGGAUUACGGAUGCUAUGUUUACAGGAAUAUUUACUGUAGAAUUCAUUAUUAAAAUUAUUGCCGACGGAUUUCUUUUAACUCCAAAUGCAUAUUUACUUGAUGUUUGGAAUCAGUUAGAUUUCUUUGUGCUUAUCACUCUUUAUAUCAACAUUUCAAUCUCAGCAACAAGCACUGGAGGUGUUGCAAAAACCGUUCGUGCAUUUAAAGCUUUACGUGCGCUUAGAUUGAUCAAAUUUUCCAGUUCGAUGAAAGAUAUAUUUUAUUCUAUUUUGAUUGCGGGAGCUCCCCGUAUUAUUGAUGCGUCAUUACUUUCCAUAAGCUUAGUGAUACCUUUUGCGAUUUAUGGAGUUAAUAUUUUUGCCGGGUUAUUCUUUUAUUGUAAUGACGAUGACGAUUCCAUAGUAACAAAUGAUCAAUGUAUAGAUGAAUUUGACAAUAGUAUAUAUAAUUUUAAUGUAUUGAUGCCAAGAGUAUGGAGUAACCCUUUUGGGUAUAAUUUUGAUGAUUUUAAAUCGGCUUUACUUAUAUUAUUUGAAAUUAUUUCUGGAGAAGGGUGGAUAGAUGUUAUGGCAACAUCUAUGAAUAUUGUGGGACGAGAUUUUUCUCCACAAUCUAAUGUUUCCAAAUGGAAUGCGUUAUUUUUUAUUUUUUUUAAUUUAGCUGGAUCUGUAUUUGUUUUGACAUUAUUUGUAAGCGUAAUCAUUUCCAAUUAUCAAUUGAAAUCUGGGAUGGCUUAUUUAACUGCCGAUCAAAAACGAUGGGUCGAUCUGAAGAAGUUGUUGAAACAAAUUACGCCUUCAAAAAUUCCAAAGAGACGACCUAGUAAUAGAUUUAGAGCUUUAUGUUUUGAUUAUGCAACAGAAAAGCGUGGAACCCUUUCAAAGAUUAUGAGUAUUAUUUAUAUUUUGCAUAUUUUAUUAUUAAUGACUGAAAUAAAAAGUACUUCACAUCUUUGGGAUAAUAUUAGAGAUGUCGUAUUUAUAAUUUUCAUUGUAAUUUAUGUACUCGAAUUGUCCGCUAAAGCUAUUGGUCUAGGAUGGAAAGUGUUUCAUAAUAAGUGGAAUGUAUUUGAUUUUAUUGUGAUUACUGGAGCAGCGGCUACGACAAUUUCAGUUCUAGCAUUGAGAAAUAGUAGAAUAAUGACUCAAGCUCAAAAUAUAUUUUUAGUGUUGAUUUGUCUAAAACUAUUUCAAAAAAGUGAUGUUAUGAAUCAAUUAUUUAAAAAUAUGAUCGGGAGUUUACCUUCAAUUCUCAAUUUAUUUGCAGUCUGGUCUAUUAUAUUUGUCGUGUACACUAUCAUGUUUAUGGAAAUUUUUGGAUUAACAAAAUUUGGAACUAAUGAAGGUAGACAUGUAAAUUUCAGGCAAUUUCCAACUGCAAUUACAACCCUUGUUAGAAUGUCAACUGGUGAGGGCUGGAAUUCAAUCAUGCAUGAUUUUGCAGUUGAACCACCAAAUUGUGUAGAUGAUGAAAAUAACAUAUUUGGAUCAGAUUGUGGAAGUAAAGUGUGGUCAUAUAUAUUAUUCAUAAGCUGGAAUGUAUUGUCGAUGUAUAUUUUUGCGAAUAUGUUUAUUGUGGUAGUUUCGGACAAUUUCUCGUAUUGUUAUCAAAUUGCUGCAGAUUUUUCAUUAGUUACUCGUGAUGAAAUCAGAGGGUUCAAGAAAGCUUGGAAGGAUGUUGAUGUUGACAGAACUGGAUACAUAAAAAGCAAUGAAAUCGCAAAAUUUUUCUCGAAACUUAAUGGAUCGUUUCGAGUUCGAAUUUAUGAUGAUGAAUUUCUUGUGCCAUAUCUUAUAAAAAAUUCCACUGUUAUUGUUACACAUGAGGAAGGACCACUAGGACAAAUAUGGGGUACUAAUAAACAAAAAAAUAGUUUAAUCGAAGUUGAAAAUCUUGACAUCAGAAAAUUAGAACGAAAUUUAUCAAAAAUUAAUACAAGUCAAAUUUAUGAACGUAGAAAAAUUUAUAAUCAAAUAUAUCAGGAAGCAUUACUAUCAGUUGAAAAGGAUUCCGAUGGAAAUGAAAAGGGGAUUUCGUUUACUAAUAUGCUCAUAAUGUUUGCGCAUUAUAGACUGAUUAACGACGACCAAUGUUUAGAAAUUCACGAAUACAUAAAACGUAAAGAAAAGUUAGAAAGAGUUAAUGACAAUGUUAAUAAAGACCUCGUCAAAUCUUUAUUACGAACAAUUUAUUGGCGUAAGAAAUUCAAAAUGAUUAGAGAACGACGAUUAAGAGUUGAAAGACAUAGUGAAACAACAGCAAAUGGUAUUGGCGUUCCACGCAUUAUGGUUAAUGAUUCCGAUGCACAAACUCUGAGAAUCGAUACAAAUUUAAGUAGAGGUUCGCAAACACGUAAUAUAAGGGGCACUCCAAGCCCGGUUUCUUCGACUGGUACACCAAUAUCAUCUCAAACACCUGUUUCUCCUGUUUCUCCUGGUUCACCUAAUUCCGUUAAUUCCGAUCAUCAUAUUUCUGAUUACUUGGACUAUUUCAGUUCGAGAUCUUCAUUCAGACGUUCUUCUGGAGAAUAUUCUUCAAGAAUAUCAAGUGAUAUUGUAAGUAAUGAAGGAGAAAAUUCGUUUGAAGAAAGUUGGAAUUUAAUUGAUGCUAAUACUGAAAUGGAUGAUCAAACUGCUAAUCAACUGUUAAAUAAUUUACAAAAUAACUAUUGGCAUGAUGUUUUACAAGAAAUGUCAAAUAACGAUUCAAUGCAAAAUAAUGUAUAAUAUUUUUUUCUUAAUUAAUCUAAUUUUUUAGCGGUAAUGGUAAUGGUAAUAAUAAUUUAUAGAUUGGUUGGGCGAUAUAUACACAACACAUAUAUAAUUAAUUUUAUUAAAAUAUUCUUAUUAUAUAAUAAUUAGUAUUAUUUAUUUAUUUUUUUUAAACAAAAAGUAGUCGAAUAAAUGUAGUAUAUUAAUCAAAAUGUAAUUAAUAUUAAAGGACUUAAGCCAAAAUACGACGGAUUUUUUGAAAAAACUUUUGUAAAUAUUACAAUAGUUAUCAUGUAGUAUUACUAUUAGAGUCAUGUGAUUUUUUUUUUUUAAGCAUAAUAGUAAAAUGUAUGUUAUAAUGAUCGACAAAACAAGUUAUAUAAAAGAUGAGGACUUUUGUCGGAAAUUGGAUGAAAUUUUU
Molecule: messenger RNA, 6683 nt
Organism: Rhizophagus irregularis DAOM 181602=DAOM 197198
Lineage: Eukaryota; Fungi; Glomeromycota; Glomeromycetes; Glomerales; Glomeraceae
Source: RefSeq, a predicted model, not a curated record